Molecule: messenger RNA, 627 nt
Organism: Kwoniella botswanensis
Lineage: Eukaryota; Fungi; Basidiomycota; Tremellomycetes; Tremellales; Cryptococcaceae
Exons: 5
Coding region: 1-627 (208 amino acids)
Source: RefSeq, a predicted model, not a curated record
AUGUUGAAUACCAUCACCAUCGCACUUUUACCGAUCUUGCUCGGUCCAGUCAUCAGUGCUAGUGCCAUUCCCAUCUCUACUAGACAAUUCUCAGAGCCGGAUCUCGGUCCAGCAGUCAAGAUUCAACCAAUCUCAUACGAUGAUUUAUGUUUGACAGUAAUUGGACCGAAGUUGGUCCCAGGAGCAGCCGUAGAACUAGCGACUUGUUUCGAUUCCUCAGAUUCUAAUGUCAAUCAUCAACAAUGGCACGGAUGGUCCAAUGACCCAAACCAGCAAUUCACCUUGUCCAUUCAAGAUAAUGAUAAUAGAUAUUGUCUAGACAAAGGUGAAAAGCCUAAUGGCGAUGGAGACUCUCAAGAAUUCAAUGGAACGAAAUUGAAAUUGACUGAAUGUUCGAAUGGUGUACCGAAUUCGCAAUUGUGUGGAUAUGAUCAAAGUAAUAAUCAAUUGAGAUUCGUUGAUAUCUUCGCACCUAACACUGAUAGCAAGAAAAGAUGUUUGGAUGUUGUCGAAGAUUCUCAAUCGUACCAACCUGAUGGACUUGAAUUUAGCGUUCAGAAGAGUGUACAACUCUGGGAAUGUGUCGAUGGAAAUACCAACCAGAUCUGGCGAUCGACCGAUGCCUAA